UGCGUGUGUUAGUGGCCCUGAAACCGAUCAAGCAGGAAAGCCCGGACGGUAUUGCCAACAUCGCGCCAUUCGACCUUCGAUCAUCACUUCUCCUGUCAAUUAUCCCGCUGGUCUGGAUCGCGUCGUUGAGGCGACUCUGAUGAUGUCGAUAUCGCAAGAGAUUCUUACUAAAUUCGAUUGACCACGUCCACCAAAAGUCGUCCCGAAAAGAAUAUAUCAAACGAAACACGGCCGUCGAUUCUUGAGCCCGUGUACCUACUACAUGCGAGGACCAUAGCUCCGCUGGUCACACGGGAGUAGCAAUCCUCGCGUCCCGCGUCUUCGAAGAUGGCGGCCGUAAACGUCAAUCGCGUCAACGCACCACAGGCAUUCGUGUCGAGUUUCGCUCCACGCAUUCGUCAAUAUGGCAAUUCCCUCCUCACACCCGUAAUUCCUCAGAGUGUUGUACCGAAUGUCAGGACGACGAAACGAGGCACGACCGCGAUCAAUUAUGCGGAAGAAUUCGAUGAAGACAGCAUCGAAGACUCCGAUAACCCUCGGCGAGCGACUGGCCUACGGACCGCUCAGCAACGACGCGAUGUAGACCCGGCGGUAGAGAAGGCGAAAGAGUUAGGCAAGGAGGCUACUGCGCCCGUCGAGGUGCAGGGAAUAUGGCGUGACUGGAUGGGCAAACCGAAGCGGACCAUGACAGAGCGACAACUAUACCUUCAGGCCGUUCUGCCGACCACAUUGGUCCCGAUUCGCAUCGACCUGGACGUGGCACCGUUCCGUCCUGAUGCUGCGUUACCUACUCCGGCCAAUGCAAAAGAUUUCGGGAUCGAUGAGAACCUUCCGGCGUAUAAAGCGCCCGAUGUCACACCAUCAUAUAGGCUGAAAGACAGCUUCCUAUGGAACUUGCAUGAAGGCCUGAUCACUCCAGACAUGUUCGCUAAGGUUUUCGUUGACGAACUGGACUUCCCAGUCAUGCGAAAACAGACCAUGAUUGCCGAGAUCGCUCAGCAGAUCCGGCAACAGCUAGAAGAGCACGCGGCCGCGGCCCUACACCCACUGUUUCAGCCUCAAACCAAAGAGCCCACUGCACAGACAGCUGCAGCGCCGACUCCAUCACUACGGCAUGCCAUCUCCCGUGAAGAUUCAUCGACGCCCAUGCAAGCGGAUACGCCGAGAUCGCCUCAUCCAAACAAUAUUUCGCUCGUCAACGGCCAUCACUCCGUAUCCGGCGCGCAAACUCCGCUUGCUAAUGGCACCUCAACACCUGCAAUCACCGUCACUGCCCAGCGUUCUCAACCAGAGGAAACUACAUCCUCCGUAUUGAAUCCUCCAGACACGCAUCGUUGUGUGCUCAACCUCUCGAUAAAUCUUCAAAAUCGACUAUACACCGACAAAUUUGAAUGGUCGCUGCAGCACCCCGUCGGGUUUGCAGAAAUCUUCGCGAAGCGGACGUGUGCCGACAUUGGACUUCCCGGCGAAUGGGUGCCACAAAUGGCACACGCGAUUUAUGAGUCCAGUCUGCGACUGAAAAAGGACAUGAUUGAUAACAAUUCAACACUUGCGGGAGUGGUGGGUAGCGGCGUUGAUGGCUGGGGUGUGGUCGACAAUGAAGCUUGCGAAUACCACGGGACUGCAGAGAGUGCGCUCGGUGUCGGCGCAGGCUGGCGAUUUGAUGAGGACGGACUUGGAUAUGAGUGGGAACCUCGGAUUGAGGUUCUCAACAAAGAAGAAAUCGAGAAACGGGAGGGCGAUCGUGAAAGACAGAUCAGGAGGCAGAGGAGAGAAACGGCGAGGUUCACGACAAAUUACGCGGCGCAGGCAGGCGGGAUCGGCAGCAACGACUUCUUCGCGGGAGGCUUGGGAGCUUCACAAGGACCAAAUGGAAUCGGGGGCGGAGAAGAUGAGCGCAUGGGUCGUGGUGAGAGGUCGAAGAAAAAGCGACGCUUCAGGAGCCUUUCACCUGUCGGGCGCGAAACGCCCGAAGCUGCUGGUUUUGGUGGGACUUCGGCACAGCUCACUGAGGGCGAGAGACAGUACUGGACUUGCUCACACUGUAACAUCUGGGGACAGGCCGUGUGGGGAGUCAGGGAUGGGCCGAAAGGUCCAAGGACUCUCUGCCACAACUGUGGCUUGCUGUACGAACGUGACAAACGCCUCCCGCCGUGGAGUCAUCGGCUCUUCGCUCUCGAGAAAAAUCAAGCUACUCGCGAAGCCCAACUUCCUCCUUCCUGGCCGACUCAACAACCUCCAGCGCGUCCACUUCAAACGGAUCUCGCCGCUUUCACAGCUUCGCAAGCUACUCCUGCUGCAGCUCUUUCGACAUCAACGCCAGGCCGCCUCCCACCGUUCCGCGUCAACAGCGCGAACUCCGCCACGCCAAGCCACCUCCACCAUUCCUCUUCCACUCCCCACCACCACUCGCACACACAGCACCACCCGCACGCGCAUCCGCACGCCGACGAACCCAUCAACCCCUCUUCCCACCUCUACACCGGCGCCUCUGCCAAUGCGAGUGGUGGACAAGGCCAAAUAUCCGCCUCGACCCUCGCCGAUAUUGUCAACUACGCAGAGCCUGGCGAGGACCUCGACUGGACGCGCAUCACCGAACCGCGCGAGCGCAAGCGCCUCCAGAAUAUCAUCAACGGUCGCAAAUACCGCGAGCGCCGCCUUGCUGCGGAAGGCCUCGGCGGCUCCGGUGGCAAUUAUCCCGGUGCGGCUGGCCAGGGUAGUUUCCUGAGCAUGGGCUAUGGCGCUCGUCAGAGCCUGUCCGCCCCUACGAAUACAAAUACCGGAACUCCUGCUCCGACCACCGCCCCGAUGGGCCAGCAAGCUUCAGCAUCAUCGCCAGCGCCGCAGAAUAACAAUGCGGCCGUGAGCGCACCGGGCGGGCUCCCGAUGGUGCAGGGAACAAACACGCCGAGGUCGUAGAUUGACCUCACGACAAGAUUCCGUCUGUGUCAUCGUUCAUAACCUUUUCUUGUGCUGGAUGCUUUUUUAGAGAGCGAGGUGGAGUAGGUGUUGUUGCACCCCGAAACUAGCGUUCGACUUUCUGUCUUGAUCUUGAAUCUCAUAAUUAGAAAGAGGGUAGCACUCGGCUGAUUGCCGUUGCCCAACUUUUUGUUCUUUUGCUGAACACGUUGUAUCAUAUAGUCAAUAGAUGUCUGCGUGUGUUGUCGUUCCAAGGAGACAAAUGGUACCCAAAAAUACUGUCGA
This is a messenger RNA of Dissoconium aciculare CBS 342.82, 3204 nucleotides long. RefSeq lists its product as uncharacterized. Gene Ontology annotation, molecular function: transcription coregulator activity. Bases 328 to 2919 code for a protein of 863 amino acids. Gene Ontology annotation, biological process: chromatin remodeling; regulation of transcription by RNA polymerase II. NCBI's taxonomy places the organism in Eukaryota, Fungi, Ascomycota, Dothideomycetes, Mycosphaerellales, Dissoconiaceae. Gene Ontology annotation, cellular component: nucleus; RSC-type complex; nuclear chromosome. The transcript is spliced from 2 exons. The record is from RefSeq and is a predicted model, not a curated record.